AUGUUCGCCGGCCGUGUCGCAGCUCGGUCGCUCCGAGUGGCAGCUCCUCGAUUCCAGGUCGCGGCCACGCGCACCUUCGCCGAGGCCGCAAAGCCUGUCUCCAACACCAAGCCUCCUAUCGAGCUCUUCGGCGUCGAUGGCACCUACGCCUCCGCUCUGGUAUGCCAGUGACAAUCCGCAGAAGAUGCAGAUGGAACAAGACCAGUCACUAACCCAGCCAUUGGCAGUACACCGCCGCCGCCAAGUCCUCUAGCCUCGACAGCGUCUCCAAGGCCAUCGAGAGCCUCACCCAGACCUUCAAGAACGAUGCCCGCCUCCAGACCAUCCUGAGCUCUCCCACGCUUACCGCCGAUGACAAGAAGCAGAUCGUCGCCGAGAUUCAAAAGACGACCAAUGUCCAGGACAAGACCAUCGGCAACUUCCUGAACACUCUGGCCGAGAACAACCGCCUCAGCGUUCUGGAAGGUGUGUGCGAGAAGUUUGCGCAGUUGAUCAGCGCUUCGAGGGGUGAGGUGGAGAUGACCAUCACCUCUGCUGCGCCGUUGGACAACAAGAUCGUGAAGCAGCUCGAGGCUGCGGUCAGCAAAAGCCAGUAUGUCGGUGCGAACAAGAAGCUGAAGGUUGUGCCCAAGGUAUGUUAAGAUACAUCAUUACAUUCUCAUCGCCUACUGAUUGACUGUCUACAGGUCAACCCAGACAUCCGUGGCGGUCUCGUUGUCGAGAUUGGCGACCGUACGAUCGACCUCAGCGUUUCCUCUAAGAUGGCCAAAAUGAACAAGCUCCUCCAAGAAGCCCUGUAA
Messenger RNA from Lecanosticta acicola, 800 nucleotides. NCBI's taxonomy places the organism in Eukaryota, Fungi, Ascomycota, Dothideomycetes, Mycosphaerellales, Mycosphaerellaceae. The record is from the annotation of a GenBank genome assembly.